Molecule: messenger RNA, 834 nt
Organism: Closterium sp. NIES-65
Lineage: Eukaryota; Viridiplantae; Streptophyta; Zygnematophyceae; Desmidiales; Closteriaceae
Source: the annotation of a GenBank genome assembly
AUGACUGGAACAGACUCCAGAGGUGCUAAUGGCGAGAGAGCUAGAGAUAGAGAGGCUGGAGAGCAGGGGGGAGUUGUUGGUGGAGGAGUGGGGACUCACCAACCAGCCAACCCUACGCUACCGUCAUCUUCUACACCAUCUCCUACAACUGUGGAUCCCGUAAAGACGUUUUCUAUUAAGAAGUUCAUGGGGGAGGACAACGAGCACUGGAGCUUCCGUAUGAAGCUGACGUACACCCAAUACAAGCUAUUGGAUCUGGUGGAGGGGAAGGAGAAGAUGCAGGAGGCCGCGGAGCUAAAGGGAGCAUGGAUGAAGCGAUCGUUCGACGCGUACAUGCUUAUGGUGCAAGCGGUUGGCGGGCGACAACUUGACCACAUCAAGGACCUCUUGGGUGAUCCAGUGUGUGGCCCCAAGGCUUGGAGGAAGCUUCUCGAUGUGCACUCACCGACACAUGCGACCGGCAUCGUGCUACUCGUGCGGCGGCUGCGCGACAUCAAGUUCAUUGAUGGAGAGCCGAUGCAACUGCCCCAGUGGAGCGUGGAUUACAUUCGCGUGCGCAUCGUAGAGGAAGACUUGCGGCGGCGUAGUGUGGAGCGCUCGGAGGAGGGGGCUGGCUAUGGAGUUGGAGGUGGAAAAAGUGGCUUCAAGAAGAAGUGGAAGGGCAAGAACAAGGAUAAUCCUAAGGAGGAUGGCGGUGGGGGUCAAGGGGAGGUGUGCUUCUACUGCAAGAAGCGCGGACAUCGUUGGCGGAAGUGCUACCAACGACCCAAGGAUUGGAUCCCGCCUUCAUCAAGCAACCAGCAUGGUGGCAAGAGGAGUGGGGGAGCCAUGUGA